Messenger RNA from Prunus dulcis (almond), 633 nucleotides. Its product is annotated as protein SKIP34. The transcript has a single exon. Lineage: Eukaryota; Viridiplantae; Streptophyta; Magnoliopsida; Rosales; Rosaceae. The coding region runs from base 112 to 408 and encodes 98 amino acids. The record is from RefSeq and is a predicted model, not a curated record.
ACCCCAGACACAAAAACACAAAAGAAACUAUUUCAUUCUUCUCUCCCUUCUCUGCAAAUUCUUUCCAAAUUCUUAACAUCGCGCAUCAAUCAACAUCACCACGCAAAAAUCAUGUGUUACGGUCAGCAACGACCCUUCUCCAGAGACAACCUGACCCCUACGCGCGUCGUCCGAUUGCCGAACGACAACGCGGUUGUGGUCGCAGAUCUGCGCGGCCGCCUGGCUGAGACGGAAGCACGGCUGGCGAGAGCAAGGGCUCGGGAAGCAGAGCUCAGCCGCCGCCUCAAUGAAAUGAAACGAUUCGUUUCGGUCAUGGAGAUCCUCGAAACCUAUCUCAAACGUCGCUUCCGCGAGCAGCAAGAAUAUGUAUCUGGCCUCUUCUCUCCCUCUCCCCUGUCAAGUAAAUAAAAAGCCCCAAACCGUCACUAAUUGCCUCCUUUUCUUUUGCGCAUUUUAUCAAACACCUCUUGUUCAUAGUUUUCCCUUUUUACUUUUUUCGUUUUUUGUUUUGUUUUUUAGGUUGGUUUUAAUGGUUCUGGGUUUAUCAUCAGGUCCUGUUUGUGUUUGUAUUAUUACAUGACAUUAUUAUCAAUGUGAUGCAGAUUAUUGAUGAACAAGAUUUAUACUUGGAUA